AUGAAUUUGUACACCUUAGUUGAUUCAGCUUGGCUUGAAACAGCUCUAGCACAGAUUCAAAGGCGCACACCGUUAGCCAUUGUUCUCACAAAUGUUCCAUUAGUCAACAACACUAUUCGUUCAUCAAUUAACAAGAUAACAUUUUACAAAGCUCUCUUAUGUAAUAGACUAAUUACUAUUGAAGAGUACUUACAUCAUACAUACAAACUUCAAGAGUUUACUACUUUCUACAUUAAAUAUAAUAAUCGACUCUACGAGUGUUCAUCCAUUUUGAAACACAGAUAUGACACUCUCCUUACCGAUUAUUUGAUAUUACAAAGUUCAAACGACUCUCGUAUACAGGAAGAACCCUCAUCAGCCAGCGCUACCAACUCUGUUCCACAGCAACAGCUCUCAACAGCCAACGCUCCUCUACAAAGCCCACUUUCUGCCAACACCCCGCCACAACGCCAGCUCUCUGCCAACGCUCCUCUUCAACGCCAGCUUUAA
Messenger RNA from Trichomonas vaginalis G3, 489 nucleotides. RefSeq lists its product as uncharacterized. Bases 1 to 489 code for a protein of 162 amino acids. NCBI's taxonomy places the organism in Eukaryota, Parabasalia, Trichomonadida, Trichomonadidae. The transcript has a single exon. The record is from RefSeq and is a predicted model, not a curated record.